Messenger RNA from Melospiza melodia melodia, 1926 nucleotides. Its product is annotated as thioredoxin-interacting protein-like. The transcript has 8 exons. The record is from RefSeq and is a predicted model, not a curated record. The coding region runs from base 191 to 1387 and encodes 398 amino acids. Gene Ontology annotation, cellular component: cytoplasm. Gene Ontology annotation, biological process: protein transport. Gene Ontology annotation, molecular function: ubiquitin protein ligase binding. NCBI's taxonomy places the organism in Eukaryota, Metazoa, Chordata, Aves, Passeriformes, Passerellidae.
CAGAGCGCUGAGGUCCCGGGGCAAGGAGCUCCUGUGGGAACUUCGCAGCGUCUCUCUCAACAAAGCCUUCGCUCCCUUUUUCCCUUUUUUUUUUUUUUUUUUUUGCCUCGGGCGGAUUUUGUUGCCCUACAGGGCUAACACCCUGCAGCCUUUACUUGAUCAAACCGUUCCUCCUCGUCCUACCCCAGCCAUGGUGAUGUUCAAGAAGGUGAAGAACUUCGCUGUGGCCUUCAGCGAGCCCGACAAGGUUUACUUCAGCGGGGACAAGGUGGCCGGGCGAGUGCUGGUGGAGGUGGCCGAGGUGACCCGUGUCACCGCCGUCAAGGUGCUGGCGUGUGGCGUGGCCAGGGUGACCUGGGCCAAGGGCCCGGCCCAGUGCCGGCAGGAGAUGGAGUACCUGCGCUUCGAGGACGUGCUGGCCCUUGAGGAGCAGCCCACAGAUGACGACGGCUCAGUCAUCCUGAGACCCGGCAACAAGUACGAGUACAAAUUCGGCUUCGAGCUGCCCCAGGGGCCGCUGGGCACCACGUUCAAGGGCAAGUACGGCUCUGUGGAUUACUGGGUGCAGGCGUCUCUGGAGCGCCCGUCCUGCCCCGCUCAGCUGAUCAAGAAACGCUUCGAGGUGAUGGAUCCUGUGGAUGUGAACACCCCAGAAUUGCUGUCUCCAGUUGCAGCCAAAAAGGAGAAGAAAGUGUCGUGCAUGUUCAUCCCCGAUGGCCGCGUGUCUGUCAGCGCCCAGAUCGACAGGAAGGGCUUCUGUGAAGGCGAUGAGAUCUGCAUCAACGCCGACUUUGAGAACACCUGCUCGCGCAUCGUGGUGCCCAAGGCCGCCAUCGUGGCCAAGCACACCUACCUGGCCAACGGGCAGACCAAGGUGUUCUCCCAGAAGCUCUCCUGCGUCCGUGGCAACCACAUCAUCUCGGGCACCUCCGAGUCGUGGCGGGGCAAAACCAUCCGCGUGAGGAAGCUGAAGCCUUCCAUCCUGGGCUGCAACAUCCUCAGGGUGGAAUACUUCCUGCAGAUUUACGUCAGCGUCCCGGGCUCCAAGAAGAUCAUCCUGGAGCUGCCCCUGGUGAUCGGGAGCCGCUCCGGCAUCGGCAGCCGCAGCUCCAGCAUGGCCAGUCAGACCAGUUCCGAGAUGAGCUGGGUGGACCUGAACCUGCCCGACGCUCCCGAGGCUCCCCCGUGCUACCUGGACAUCGUGCCCGAGGAUCACCGCCUGGAGAGCCCCACCACGCCCCUGCUGGACGAUCCCGACGGCUUCGACAGCCCCAUCUUCAUGUACGCGCCCGAGUUCAAGUUCAUGCCGCCCCCCACCUACACGGAGGUGGAUCCCUGCGUGUCCAACAACAACAACAACACCAACAACAACAACAUCGUCCAGUGAGCUCCGCACCCACACCCGGGCUCUGACUGCACAGCGCGUCUGGAAAAGGGAAAAAAUGUCACAUUCCUGAGGAGCUGCUGCAAAUUCCUGCAAUCCCCGAGGGGUUCCUGCAGCCCCGGGAGCUGCUGCGCUCCCAGGAAUCGUUCCCGAGGAAUUCCUGCGCUCCCCACCUCAAAUCUGGAGGGACAGAAAACACCUCAAGGAACUGUGGGGAGACCAAGCAGAUCCGGCUGGGAGAUCUCGGCUGGCGCGGUGCUGGUCCUGUCGUGACGGGGACAGGCAGGGAGUUGUGGUUUUUAAUUAAUUCCAGCCUCAUUUCGUGACUCUGGGCGCUCCCGCCGAGGGAGGAGGGGGCGCUGUGACAUCGUGCAUCCGUCCUGUCGCGACACAGAGUCGGUGUCACGACCUUUUGUACUCUGGUUUUGUACAUAGUCUGUCGGGGGGGGGUGGGAAGCACAAAAAUGCAAAUUUUGUACUUUUUUUUCGCAGCCCCUGGGGGGCAAAGUUUGUAAUAAAGUUGUAAUAAAUAAAUGAAAUUA